Messenger RNA from Carassius gibelio (silver crucian carp), 1934 nucleotides. Its product is annotated as alpha-1,6-mannosyl-glycoprotein 2-beta-N-acetylglucosaminyltransferase. The record is from RefSeq and is a predicted model, not a curated record. Gene Ontology annotation, molecular function: alpha-1,6-mannosylglycoprotein 2-beta-N-acetylglucosaminyltransferase activity. NCBI's taxonomy places the organism in Eukaryota, Metazoa, Chordata, Actinopteri, Cypriniformes, Cyprinidae. The transcript is spliced from 2 exons. Gene Ontology annotation, cellular component: Golgi membrane; Golgi stack. The coding region runs from base 356 to 1708 and encodes 450 amino acids. Gene Ontology annotation, biological process: oligosaccharide biosynthetic process; protein N-linked glycosylation.
CGCGUGCAUCUGCGGUGAGGCUUUGAUUCUCUUUGCGUAUCUGUGUUUCGUGUGGAUCUGCAUGCGUCAGCUCUUCAAUAUUCCGCUUUAAGAAUCGAUAGCAGCAAAGCUAACGAGUGACAGUUAUUCACAACGAUACACACAUCGGUUUUAAAAGGCGACUCCAUUGCCUCUAAGAAAAAUGCCUUACGGGAAACACCGUCGUUCGAUUACAUUCCAGAAUUAGAGGACCAAGACUAAGCUGCAUUUUCUAUGAUUACGUUUUGUACCCAAUCAGACUUUUUUUGCAUCACAAACCUGCCGUCCUCGUCUCCUGAAUCGUGUCUCCGACCGUCCCGCGAGGCGACUGCCUAUCAUGAGAUUCCGAAUUUACAAGCGAAAGGUGGUAAUCCUGACUCUAGUGGUUGUCAUCUGCGGAUUCGGCUUCUGGAAUAGCGGGAAACCGAAGAAGGCGAGCGCCGCCGUGCUUCCCAAAGAGCCGGAAACGGGGAAACGGAGUAGCGUUGGUGGUCAAGAACAAAUACACGUCACGAUCCCAGUAACACGUAAAACUAUCAACGAAACACUUCCGGAAAAACAACAACCAGUUGCCAAAUCUGAAACGGACAACACAACUCUGGUGUACAGAGGAAUCGUCUUUCAACUCAACUUCGACCAGACGCUAAGAAACGAGGAGAAGUUUCGUUCCACGCGCCAGAAGGACGACCUAGUCGUCGUCGUCCAAGUCCACAACCGUCCCGAAUACCUACGCCUCUUAGUGGACAGCUUAAGGAAAUCGAAAGGAAUCGAGAACAUCUUGCUGAUAUUCAGCCACGACUUCUGGUCGCCAGAAAUCAACCGGAUAGUCGCGUCCGUUGACUUCUGCUUGGUCCUUCAGAUAUUCUUCCCCUUCAGCAUCCAACUCUAUCCUCAAGAGUUCCCCGGGAACGACCCCAAAGAUUGCCCUCGAGACAUUCCCAAGAAAGACGCCUUAACCCUAGGCUGCUUAAACGCAGAGUACCCAGACUCCUUCGGACACUAUCGGGAAGCCAAGUUCUCGCAGACCAAACACCAUUGGUGGUGGAAGCUACACUUCGUUUGGGAUCGAGUCCGAGUCUUGAAAGAGCACCAAGGACUCUUAUUGCUCAUCGAGGAGGACCACUACCUCGCUCCCGACUUCUACCAUCUACUCAAACACAUGGUGUCCCUCAAGAAAGAGCAGUGUCCCGACUGCGACAUCUUGUCUCUGGGAAGCUACGGACACGUCGGAUACUCCAGCAAAGCCAAUAAAGUAGAAGUGAAGGCAUGGAAGUCCACCGAGCAUAACAUGGGAAUGGCGCUGGACAGAGAUACCUACCAGAAACUCCUCAGAUGCACCGAUGCCUUCUGCACCUACGACGACUAUAACUGGGAUUGGUCAUUGCAGCACCUGACCGUGACCUGCUUGCCCUCGUUCCUGAAGGUCAUGGUCUGCGAAGCGCCGCGCAUCUUCCACGCCGGAGACUGCGGCAUGCACCACAAGCAGUCGGCUUGCAUGCCCUCCAGCCAGAAGACGAAGAUCGAGAACAUCCUCCAUAGCAGCAAGAACCAGUUGUUCCCCAAACAGCUGCUCAUUACCAAGAGACUCCCAGCUUCCGGAGCCAAAGGAGUGGCUCCGCACGUCAAAAACGGAGGUUGGGGAGACAUCAGGGACCACGAACUCUGCAAGAGCUACCUUCGAUUGCAAUGACUUUGUAUUGUUUUUGUUGUUUUUGCAUCCUCUAAUGAAAGCCUUCAAGAGUUCUUUACGUACUGUUUCUUGCUAUUGCCUGUUUUAUUUGAGAUAUUCCAAAUAAAAAAAGUAUGUGACGUUUGGAUUUGGUGGUUACGAGCAUCAUUGAAGUAUUCUCAAUGAAAACAAGUGUUACCGUUGUCAUAUUAUCUGUUAUUAAACAGCAUUUCUGUGCCAUGUCGAA